AUGCAGGAAUCUCUUGGCACUGUUGGUGUGGAUGGAGGUUAUGCCAGUAAUGUGCCUGCCUUCCUCACCAAACUGUGGACCCUGGUAGAGGACCCGGACACCAACCACCUCAUCUGCUGGAGUGCUGUGAGUACCUGAAGGACUGACACUUCUGGUUGUUUAAGUUGGUUAAAGAGAGUUAGAGGUCUUUAGGUCUUUCAUACAGUGGAAUAUAUUUAAUGUGUUUGAUAGAAAUUACAAGAUAGAGAAGAUAAGUAAUGGUUUAGUGAAGAUUCUACUUGUCUAUUACUCAAAGAUAGUUCUAUGUUUGAACAUUAAAUUAAUUGGUGACCAUAUAUACCCGAGUUAACAAAGAAAGUAAUAUGUUUAAACCAUUGGUUAACAAAAAAAAAAAAAACGUGCCUGCCUUGCAUUCAUCAGUGAAAUUAGAGAAUGCCUUUGUGUGUUGUUCCCUUUAUAAAAGUAUGGAAAAUGUAAUAAAACAUUCUGACUAGUAUGUCAGCAUUGUCUAUGAAGGAGUGGUGAGACCACACACUAAGCACCCCUCGACAUCUCUAUCUUUGUACCUGUUAGUGUUACUGUUAUGCCGAAGACUCCACAAUCUGGUUUACAGAGUCCCCAAAAUGUAAGUGAGUAGCCAUCUUUGAGAGAAUUAAGUAUGAUUUCAUCAUGUUCAUUAGCUGAUUUUGCGGACUGGACUCAUAUUGGGACAGAAAUAUGAACGAUUACAAAAAUAAUCUAAAUAAUUUGGCCAACCUGUUUAACACUAAAAUAAUGUGCUACUGCAGGGCUCUUCAACCUUUUUUUGCACAGUGACCCCCGCCAAGGCAAACCGGCAACCCAAAUUGGUUGGUUGAAGAAUUGUUUCCGACCAAAAAGCACAGAAUGAAACAAAGUUGUAUUUCCAACAUCACAACUAGGAAAUAGGAAUUUCCGAUGAGCACGUGAACGCAGGAUUAGCUACACCGCUACAUGGCAAAAAACAUUAUGAACUAUUUAAAACACUACCAAGAUUUGAAUUUAUUUCAACUACCACCAAGUAGUUUAAUUACUAGUUGAACUACAUGUAGUUCACGAGGCUACUCCCCAACACUGAGCUAGAAAGGUAACACCUUUUCGCUGAUAGCAGCUGUUUAGCUGGUUAAACAAAGAUUAGCCAUAGGUUGGCUAAAAAAUUAAUAUCCAAGUCAAUAAAUAAAGUUGUUAUCAUUAGAAAGUUAGAAAGAAGAUAUUCUCCUCUUUUCUACUGUAGGCUUGUAAUUGAAAAUGUAUUUAUUCUGUCGUUGCUAGCAAUAUUCAUGAAGACAUUGGGGGGAAUUUUCUACAAAUAUUUUCGCUGACCCCAGGUUGAUUACUGGACAAUGACGUAGUGACAACAGUCCAUAAGCUUGUCAAUGAUUUAAUGUGAAAGAGGUUGUCAUUGAUUUACUGUCAAAGAGGUUGGGUACAGCUUGCUGAUACAUUUGAUUUUCCCUCAACUUUCAUUUCAGCUUUUAGGAUACUUAGAAUUCUAAGAAAUGAACAAUGGAAGUGGCUAAGCUUCCCCUUUCCGCUCGAAUUCAGCUAGUCUUUUCAAAAAGAAAACUAGGAUAUGCAAAGUAAAGAUUUUGUAUGGACUUCUUGUUAUAAAGCAAAUAAUACACCUCCUACUUGAUCAACCUUCACUUGAUUUAUAGGGUUGAGCCUUAUAUGGUUUUGACACUAACGGCUGGUUUUCCAGACACCCUAGUCCUGGACUACAAAGCAUUCAUCUAUGUCUGGGAAACUGGCCCUGAAUGUUGAAUUGAGGUAGUCAAUGUCCAAUCAGUGGUUAAUAGAACUUGAACACAAACCCCUAUUUUGGUCUGUCCCUCAGACUGGAACCAGCUUCCAUGUUUUUGACCAGGGCAGGUUUGCCAAGGAGGUGCUGCCAAAGUACUUCAAACAUAACAACAUGGCCAGCUUUGUCCGUCAGCUCAACAUGUGUGAGUACCUCUCCUCAUCACUAGAGAAUAGAGAAAGCCCUCUCGGAUAUUUAGCAGUAUUUAGAAGACAAUUGUGUAGGAAUGACUUGUGUAUUGUUUAUGUGUAGGUAGGAUAUGCAUUCCUUUGUGUUUUUGAGUGUUUGUGCCUCUGGAGGUGUGUGUGUUGCUGUGUGCCGCUAACUGUGGAAUGGUGUGCAGAUGGCUUCAGGAAGGUGGUGAACAUAGAGCAGAGUGGCCUGGUGAAGCCAGAGAGAGACGACACAGAGUUCCAGCACCUCUACUUCCUGCAAGGCCACGAACACCUGCUGGAGCACAUCAAGAGGAAGGUGAGGCAGAAACCUAGGAAAUAAAACACACACACAGACACACACACCAACAAAGUACACAUGGUAAGACCUCUGUGUGUGUUUGUCUGUGUGUUUAGGUCUCAAUCGUGAAGAGUGAAGAGACUAAAGUACGACAGGAGGACUUGAGUAAGCUGCUGUAUGAGGUGCAGGUGCUGCGCAGUCAACAAGAGAACAUGGAGUGUCAGAUGCAAGACAUGAAACAGUAAGUAGGAAGAACAAUGUGUGCUAAUACACCGCAUCAAUCAUAACUACAUCGACAAUGUAUGACACAUGCUAAAUCAAUACAGUUACUAUAAUCAGUACUGUAGUGGUUUAAUGCUGUGAAAUGUAGUUUGAGGCACUGAACUGGGAGAAAACGUAUUACUAAUCAUACUAAGCCAUAUGCAACAGAGUCAAAGCAACUCAUAGUCCAUCCUCAGUAGUCCAUGCAUUGUCCCUGGCCUCAUUGUAUGUUCCAAUGGUUUGGUCUAUUGUCUACAUUGGUUGAAGAGAACAUUCAGCUGCUCACCUGACCGUUGCACCCUAUAAUAGUGUCAGAUGUGCUGGUCAGGUGCAUGCGUCAGGUACUCUAGCAGUACAGGUGAUCUUGUCACAUGUCUCUGUCUGAUCUGGAAUAGGUGGAUGACAUCUGGCUGAGCCCUCAGAUAGGACACAUCAGGGUGAACGGGCUGAAAUCAGAGCAUCGCCCAGUCACACCAUUUAAUCACACAUAGAUCACACACAUUUGGGACAUGCGGGGUGGUGAGUGAGGGGGUUGAUAGUAAAGUGGUGAAUGUCACAGUGGUCUGUCUUACUCCUCCAGACAGAAUGAGGUGCUGUGGAGAGAGGUGGUCUCACUGAGACAGAACCACACCCAGCAGCAGAAAGUCAUGAACAAGGUGAGAACCUCUGACCAAACAUGACAAUACAGUGUGUGUGCGCGUGUGUGAGAGCCUGUGUGUGUGUUUGAAUUAGAGAGAGAGAGGAAGAGAGAGAGUCAAAGUGUGUUACUUUGGUGCUUGUCUCAGAAACCCAGUCCGCGGAACAUUGGUACAUUGUGGGAGGCAACCCGUCUGUCUAGAGAGACUACUUUGGUGCUGAAUCAUUCUCUGUGUUUUGCUCCAUUAUAGCUGAUUCAGUUCCUCUUCAGCCAGAUGCAAUCAAAUACACCCAGCACUGUAGGAAUGAAGAGAAAGCUGUGAGUAUACUUCCAUGCUUUGUAGUGCGUGCCCGCACACACGUACACGCACACACACACACACAGGCUAAGAUUAACAAUACAUGCACUCAAAAACACACACACAAACACACCUGUAUGUACAUACACUCAUUAACACACUAUACUAACAAAUCGACAAUAGUAACACAAACACAGCAGUGGGAACGGCCAACUCAGCUGGAUGUGGUCAGCUGACGCGCUGCACAAUCACAGUUGGGAUGAAUGGAGCUAAAUGCUGAAUCAGACCUACUGAGCUCUGAGCUCCCCACCAUCCUCUCACACCCACACCACCCCACUUAACCAGGGCGCAUGACCCUCUAUGAGAAAUGCACUGUCAGCUUGUGUGACCCGUGUGAACAAAUCGGUCAAAGGACAAGGCACAGUCACAUACCACACUCAUAUUUUCCCUCAUUACAGCUGUCAUGUCCAUAACACCUAAAGAUUUACAGUCAAUACUGACUCUAUGUUAACUGGACAUUUUUCAUAUCUGUUUAUACACUUUCCAAUAACAUUCAUAACACUGUGGCAUAGCUGUGUUCUACAAUACAAUUAAUGCUGUCAUUGUGCCCUGCUGUUUGUGCUUAGUAUUGGUUGCAGUAAAUUCAAUUGAUAGAGAUAUGGCAUUAUGUGUACACAGCCUUGGCAAAAUAGAAACAGCAGUGGUUGGUAUAAGAUGAAUGAAAGAAAAUAUCACAAAAGUCAAUUACAUAGUGUAAUUACUAACAUACCGUAUUGACUUUUUUCAGUGGUCGAAAAGCAAGUGGGUUAUUCAGUGUUUUAAGGCCUACGUGUUCUAUACAAGCUAAUCUUGUUUCUCAAAACUACCACUGCUUGCUUCACUCUCCCUUGCAAUAGAGGUUACGGUUACUUUCCCUUAUCAUUGGCUCUCAUCCAGUAAGGAUGAGCAGACACAGCUCUCUAUGGCUCUCAGUCAGUUCCAAGGCAUGUCAUUGCACAAGAGAAGAGAGUAUUUCCAUUGAUUCACUUUUCAUUUCUCUAUAUUCCCCCUCAUGGUGAUGCCUGGCCCUCCCAGUCCCCUCAUGUUGGAUGAUGGCUCCACCACGCCCCCAGCCUCCAAGUUCAGCCGUAGCCACCAGAUGGAGCCCCUGCAUGAGCCCUUCUAUAUCCAGUCGGUGAGAACCAACUCUAACUUUCACCAUUACACUACUUUUUGCUAGUUGUACUGAAUUGAUAGUUUCCAUUUAGCAUUGGGACAUUAUGAUUAUCCUUUAUAUUUUGAACUGCAUAGUGACUGUCAGGCUGUGAGCUUCACAAACCUUUAAUCAAACUCUAUUACUGCUCCUUCUCCACAGCCAUCCACAGAAACUGCCUCUUGCUCCAAUAGUGCAAUGACAGGAGGACCAAUCAUAUCAGACAUUACAGAAAUGUCACAACCCAGCAACAUCACUAUUCAAAUGCAAACAGAGGAGACAAGGUGAGGAUCAAAGAUCAAAAGCAAAGUCACCUUUUAUCCUGUAGUGGCUUCCAAAGCAACAAAAUCCAGUAUCUAGCCUUAUUCAGUAGGACUGGUAUAAACAAAUAAGUCUGCUGUGUUUCUGUCCCCACACAGGGAUAAGUGUAUGAUGCUGAUCAAAGAGGAGCCAGUGAGCCCAGGGGUUCGAGGCCGGGGGGAGGGUGUUCCACUGGGCUCCUGUGAGGUGUGUUCUGAACCCCCUGUCCUCCAUGUUGCCAUGGUACAGUCUGUACUGGAGGGCAGAGGGUCUGGAGCAGAGAGGAGGAGCAAGAGACCUGCUCUGGAACGGUACACACACACACACACAUCACACACACACACACAGAUAAACAGUUCUACAUUGUUUUAUAUUAUUACAUAUUAAUUUAUUGUUUUCCAGUGAAGCCCAAGUAGUGUGAUAUGAUGAUGUGUGUUGUAGACCAGAAGUACCUGAUGCUGUAGAGAAUGUGGACAUGAGUCUGGAGGACUUGCAGCUUCUCCUAAGGACCCACCAGCAAAGUGUGGAGCCCACCGCUGCUGUCAUGGAUGUGAGUAGGACCCUCCAAAGCUUGGCAGACACAGAGUGUGUUUAAAGCCUGUCUCCCGGAAGCAUGAGGAACAAAGUUACUGCAGAAACAGACAUAAUAGCUCCCAUGUGAAGAUCUCUAGUUUCUCCUCACUAGAUAGGAGUGAGUCAGACAGUGAUCACAGCAGCUCAUACUGAUAUGACGCUGUUCUGUCUUUACAGCCAUUCAAUUUCAACCUGCCCUUGAGUGAGUGGAACUUUAAUGAUAUGGAGUCCAACCUGAAAUCAGUGAGUAGAAUAUGUUUAUGGUGUAUGAAUUAGCUCUGCACAGAUAUCAUAUCUUGAAGUCUAGUUAUAUAUUCAGUGCAAUCAACCAGUCAGUAAAGUCAGCACAAGUUAUGAGUUACUGUGAUUUUCCACUAGUUGCCACAGCCACAAAGUCAAAAUUGUAUAUAUCGUACAAAUCUGUCUUAAUUUAAGGUUAGGCAUAAGGUUAGCGGUUUGGUUUAGGUUAGGGUUAAGAUUAGGUUUGAAAUCGGAUUUUAAGAAGAUAAAUUGUAGAAAUAGGCUGGGUUUGACUUUGCUUGUGGUAACUAGUGACCACCAUUACUGUGUCAGCCAUAAAUUACAGUGGCUUUAGUCAGACAAGGGCAGGUAAUGGGAAAACAAUUUGUCAACAUCUGACCUUAUCACUUCUUGGGAGGAUGAAUCAGUGCGUGCUGUGCAGGUAGCCUCUCUGUAGUUGGUUAAUAGUACUGGUCAGUGUUAUCUUAAGUAGUAUCUAAUCCCCCCAUUCUGUGUUGCUGUGUUCCAGUACAUGUUUCAGAGCCAGGAGGCAGAGGCUUACCCCAAUGCUGGUUGUGAGGAACAGUAA
Messenger RNA from Coregonus sp. 'balchen', 6362 nucleotides. The record is from the annotation of a GenBank genome assembly. Lineage: Eukaryota; Metazoa; Chordata; Actinopteri; Salmoniformes; Salmonidae.